Bacidia gigantensis is the source of this 1524-nucleotide messenger RNA. RefSeq lists its product as uncharacterized. The coding region runs from base 1 to 1524 and encodes 507 amino acids. The transcript has 2 exons. NCBI's taxonomy places the organism in Eukaryota, Fungi, Ascomycota, Lecanoromycetes, Lecanorales, Ramalinaceae. The record is from RefSeq and is a predicted model, not a curated record.
AUGAAGAUCUGGCCAGCACGGCCAGCGUGGCUCAUCGAUGUUGAGGAUAGAUACGUCGUCCCCGGUCAGUGCGAUGGAGAUUUUGUUGCGUUAAGCUACAGGUGGGGUGAGCAAUCAGGCUUCAGGGUGAAUGCCGACAAUAUGACCAAGCUGCAGGAGCUGAAAGCUCUAGAUAAUCCAGAGAUCUCAGAAUAUCUAGUCCCAAUUCUGCAGGAUGCUAUGUACCUGACUUCCAUAGUUGGCGAGCGAUAUCUCUGGAUGGACGCGCUUUGUGUUGUGCAGGGUGACGAUGUGGCUGUUGCAGAGCAAUUGAACCUCAUGGGAGCGAUCUACGCCAAUGCCAUUGUCACCAUCGUUGCCGCAGAUGGAGACUCUCAGGAGGGAAUUCUGGGUCUGAGAAACAGUUCUAAUUCUCGAAAAUUAGAUCAGCAUGUCAUUCCGUUUGGCAAAGAGAAGAUGAUUGUCAAGAACAAGUACUCUAUUCGUAAUGGCUUUUCGGCUAGAAGUCCAUAUUCUGACCGGGGCUGGACAUUUCAAGAGGAGAGAAUGUCCCAGAGAAGGAUCGUGUUCAACGAGAGGCAAGUACAUUGGGUGUGCCAGUGCAAUGUGUGGCACGAAGAGACAGUCUUCGGAGCUGAGUUGAAAGAACUCACCGAAUCCAGUCUAAGUGUUAUCCUGGCGGGGUUUCCAGACACAAAAGCGCUUGAAGAUGUUUUGUCGGCUUACAACAGCCGUCAUCUUUGUUAUGACGAGGAUACGCUUCCUGGUAUUUCUGGGCUCUUUUCUAUAAUGAGUCGCACUUUCAGAGGAGGUUUCCUAUGCGGCCUUCCUGAAAUGCAAUUCGAUAGAGCACUUGGAUGGAGACCCACUUACUACCAUGAGCAGCUUCGGCGGCGGACUCUGUCUGACCGUCCUAACAGUUCUCGGCUGUCAGACUAUCCUCUGCCGUCUUGGUUAUGGGUUGGCUGGCAAGCUGCAUUCGUUAGUAACGAAGACGAAGUUAUUCGAAUAAACAGCAUGUGGAAGUUCAUAGACGAAACAUUUCCAAUAACAGAAUGGUAUACAAGCAAUUCUCCGCAUGGCUCUCCAUUGCGGAGGAUCAGAUCGACUUGGUACGAACGUCUUGAUACCCUCAAAGGAACGACGAAGCCUUUACCCGAAGGCUGGACUCGCGACAAGCGAGCUGGUUUUGAUAAUGACCGUGACAUUUGUGACAAAGCUGGUCGAAAGAUUGGAAAGCUUUAUCUGCACAAUGCGGAGCAACGAGAGCUCUUUCCCAAACCAGUAGCAGAGGAUGCUGACAUGUCGCGGCUUGAACUGGUCGCCAUCUAUCGCUUGAAGAGACACAAACCAAAAAAAGAUGGGCGAUACAAGUACAGCUAUGGUCAGACCGCUGAAGAAUUUUACGUGGUCCUGUGGAUAGAGUGGGUCGAGGAUGUGGCAUACCGACUUGCAAGUGGGAGCGUACAAAAGGUGGACUGGGAAGGGGCAGAUCUCGAGGAUGUGUCUUUGGUUCUAGGAUGA